Messenger RNA from Sphenostylis stenocarpa, 2946 nucleotides. The record is from the annotation of a GenBank genome assembly. Lineage: Eukaryota; Viridiplantae; Streptophyta; Magnoliopsida; Fabales; Fabaceae.
AUGCAUGACAGUGUCCUCGGCUCUCGGCUUUUGAGUCUACAUGGGCUUCUUAGAAGGUAUGCCCUAUGCGAACUCGACAUGAAGAAAAUAUCUUGGAUAUUACUUGCAAAAGAGAUAGAGCAUACCACAACUAAUGGUGGCGUUUUUGGGCUUGUUUUUGGGAAUGAGAAUUCUUCAAGUGAGGAUAGUUAUGUUGAACGCUUACUUGACCGGAUAAGCAAUGGUAAACUAGCAGAGGACAGAAGAAAUGCUAUUACUGAGCUUCAGGCUAUUGUAUCAGAAAGUCAAGCUGCCCAAUUAGCAUUUGGGGCAAUGGGCUUUCCUGUAUUGCUAAGUGUCUUAAGGGAAGAACGAGAUGAUGUUGAGAUGGUCCGUGGUGCCCUGGAAACUCUUGUAAGUGCGUUGACUUCUAUCAGUCAUGCAAAAGUAUCAAGCAAUGAAGUUCAGUCAGCUUUGAUGAACACUGAUUUGCUUUCCAGAGAAGCGGAAAGUAUCUCUCUUCUUCUAAGUUUGCUGACAGAGGAUGAUUUUUACGUACGAUAUUACACUCUGCAACUAUUAACUGCCCUUCUCACUAAUUCUCCACAGCGUAUCUUGGAAAGCAGAAUUGCUAAGUUCCACUUCAGGUUACAGGAAGCUAUAUUGACCAUUCCUCGUGGUAUCACUCGGCUAAUGGACAUGCUUAUGGAUCGUGAGGUAAUAAGGAAUGAAGCAUUGUUACUUCUUACUCACCUUACCCGUGAAGCUGAGGAGAUUCAAAAAAUUGUUGUGUUCGAAGGUGCAUUUGAGAAGAUUUUCGGUAUCAUUAAAGAGGAGGGAGUUUCUGAUGGUGGUGUGGUUGUACAGCACAUGGCGGCGGUUGGCCAUGAGUCAGGCAAUGUAGUGGAUGCUGGAGAAGGGCAAUUCAUUCACAGGGUUGUGUUAGAGGACUGUCUUGAAUUGUUGAACAACUUGCUUCGUAGUAAUGCAUCCAAUCAGGUACUGCUUAGAGAGACUAUAGGACUUGAUUCAUUGAUAUCAAUUUUGAAGCUGAGAGGAAGUGGUUAUACUUUUACUCAACAAAAGGGAGGUUCGGAUACUGAUCCUGGGAAAGAUCUGAAUAAACAGACAAACAAGAAAACUCUGAUUCAGAAAAAGGUAUUGGAUCAUUUAUUAAUGAUAAGUGUUGAAAGCCAAUGGGCACCUGUUGCUGUUCGCUGUGCGGCUUUGAGGUGUAUUGGUGAUCUGAUUGCUGGAGAUUCUAAGAAUUGUGAUGUUCUUUCUAGCAAAUUUCUUGGAGAGGAGCCACAAGUUGAACCUGCUCUGAACUCUAUACUUAGAAUCAUUUUGAGGACUUCUAGUAUGCAAGAGUUCAUUGCAGCUGAUUUUGUUUUUAAAAGCUUUUGUGAGAAAAAUGUUGAUGGACAAUCAAUGCUGGCAUCUACACUAAUUCCACAACCAUUUUGCAUGAAUGACGCACCCCUUGAGGAGGAUGUCAAUAUGUCUUUUGGAAGCAUGUUAUUACAUGGUCUUACUUUGGGUGAAAACGAUGGUGAUCUUGAGGUUUGUGGCAGGGCUGCCAGUGUUCUAUCACAUGUAUUGAAAAACAAUCUUCACUCCAAGGAAAGGCUACUGAAGUUCUCAUUGGUCUUACGAAUUGAAAUAGAGGCACCCGUCCCAUCCAUUGGAUCUCCAGAGCCACUAAUGCAUCGAAUGGUGAAAUAUUUGGCCCUUGCCUCUUCCAUGAAAAGCAAAGAUGGAAAGUCUAGGUCUUCAGGAAACUCAUAUAUUCAAGAAAAUAUCUUAAAAUUACUGAUUACAUGGCUAGCUGAUUGCCCUGAUGCAGUUCAUUGUUUCCUAGAUGCUCACCCCCACAUUACAUAUCUUCUUGAGCUGGUGUCAAAUUUGUCAGAAACAGUGUGUGUAAGGGGUUUGGCAGCAGUUGUCUUGGGUGAAUGUGUCAUCUAUAAUAAAUUAACUGAUAGUGCGACGGAUGCAUUUGCCAUUGUUGAUAUGACGAGUAAAAAAAUUGGGCUUGGUUCGUACUUUUUAAAGAUUGAAGAGAUGCAGAAAAGUUUAGUUUUUGCCAAUCUGGAGUCUUCUCUGAACCGUAAAUCAUUCACUAGAUCUUCAGCAGCUAGUAUGGAAGAUAUUGCAGAUUCCGACAUCAAUGAUCUGUCUGAACAGAAAAAUAUGAACCAUACUAUUCUGUCUUCAAUAUUGGAUUCUUAUUUUGUGAAUCUUGUCAAAGGACUGGAGUCAGAUAUCAGGGAACAAAUUGUGGAGGUAUUUAGCCAUCCAAAAAUGAAGGUGGCAGCAGUACCAGCAGAAUUAGAGCAGAAGAUUGGUGAAAAUGAUCUUGAGUACACAAAGCGGCUGAAAGCUUUCCUUGAGAAGCAAUGCUCUGAAAUACAGGACCUCCUUUCGCGGAAUGCUACUUUGGCAGAAGACCUGGCUACGAAAGGUGGGGGUGGUAAUUUUCAAUUAGAGCAGAGAGUAAGUGAGAGCUCAGAUAAAGUCCAAAUAAAUGCACUUAGUAGGGAUCUACAAGAAGCAACUAAAAGAUUGGAGAUACUGAAAGCAGAAAAGGCAGAAGCUGAGUCUGACACAAGGAAGUACCGGAGUUUAGCUGAAAAGAUGGAAGCCGAUCUAAGGAGUCUUUCCGAUGCCUACAAUAGUCUUGAGCAAUCUAACAUAGAACUGGAGAAGCAGGUGCAUUCAAUGAAGAAUGGAGGACCGUCAACAUUCCUAGAUGUGGAUGCAAUAAAAUCUGAAGCAAGGGAAGAAGCUCAGAAGGAAAAUGAAAGUGAACUAAAUGAUCUGCUUGUAUGCCUAGGGCAAGAGCAGAGUAAGGUGGAUAAACUUAGUGCUAGAUUGCUAGAGCUAGGGGAGGAUGUUGACAAACUGCUUGAAGGUGUUGGAGAUGAUGUAGGGAAUGUUGAAGAUGAGGAGGAAGACACUGAAUAA